Pectinophora gossypiella (pink bollworm) is the source of this 3627-nucleotide messenger RNA. RefSeq lists its product as uncharacterized. The transcript is spliced from 4 exons. The record is from RefSeq and is a predicted model, not a curated record. Lineage: Eukaryota; Metazoa; Arthropoda; Insecta; Lepidoptera; Gelechiidae. Bases 136 to 801 code for a protein of 221 amino acids.
AUGUAAUGCACACGCACACAGCCAAGGACGGACAGAAUAGGAGGAAAGAAGAAAAGUGUUUAUCCGUUUAUUUGUGAAAUUGAGUGAUUGCCUUCUUUUAAAUACCUACCCCAAAUAUCUCUCAUAUCCGUCAAAAUGUCUUCUGUAUGCUGUGGAACUAAGAAACAAAAACUCAAUAAUACAUACAACUCUGAUAUUGACCGUCCAAUGAACGGUUAUACAGAAUCGGUGGCUAUUCCUGAUAUGUGUUUCUUCUGUUUCGAUGUUUUAUAUAGUCAGCUGCACAGUAUGGACCCUCCGCAGACGCCAAACUUUACGAAUGAUGCUUAUCCUUUAUUUGUGACGUGGAAAAUUGGGAAGGAGCAUCGCCUCAGAGGGUGUAUUGGAACGUUCAAUGCAAUGCAUUUACACUCAGGUCUGCGCGAGUAUGCGAUAACAAGUGCAUUGAAGGAUUCUCGGUUCUCGCCGAUCACACGAGAGGAAGUCCCACGGCUGACGGUGUCCGUCUCCAUUUUACAACACUUCGAGGAAGCAGAGCACUACCUCGACUGGAAGCUGGGCAAGCAUGGAAUCCGAAUCGAGUUCAUCAGUGAACGUGGGUCCAAACGGACUGCAACAUACCUACCUCAAGUCGCUACUGAGCAAGGCUGGGACCAAAUUCAGACAAUCGACUCCCUGCUCAGAAAGGGCGGGUACAAGGCGGCCAUCACGGCGGAGCUGCGGCGCAGCAUCAAGCUGACGCGCUACCAGUCCGAGGAGGUGUCCGCCUCCUACGGCGACUACAUCAGCCAGCGCUGCUAGCGACACCCGAGCGCGCUCCCCGCGCCCCAUCUGCACGAUCUAAGACUUGUGUAUCAUCGUAUACCAUAUUUACUUUACGCUAAGCAAGUAUAUCGGAGAUGGAAUAGUGGGCAAAGUGGAAACGAAUAUUGUGUUAGUAAUAACUUAGGUUCUAAGUGUACGUAUAGUGUCCAGAAUCACUUGAAGACGCAAAGCGAACCGUUCAGCAUACUCCGGAACGACCUCGAAAGUACAAGAAGUCAGAAUUAUGUUCAAAGUGAUGCGAGCUCGAAAAUGGAGAGAUCAAGUCUUGUUAAAAUCAUAUAAGGAUAAUAAACAACACUGCCAACAAUUGUACAUUCCUGAAACAUCAACAGUGCCAUCGUUUAAGCAAUGAAUAUAACUCGCUUGUAUUUAAUGUAUAAUGUUCAGUGAUUAUAUUCUACAACUUGAAUAAUUAAUAAAUUAGUGUUAUAGUCUAACAAUCGUGUGGUUAUUUAGUUGCUAGAUUCAUUGAAGGGCGUCAAUUUUAAUGCAAUUUGUCAUUUGUCGUUACACUUUGAUCAAAAUUUUGACUUAUGUAAGAAGUUUAGGUAGUCAAAAUGAUGACCAUAUUGAGCAUUGAGUGUUGUUAAUGAGAGGAUUGCCCAUGCUUCCAUUUGAUCUUAUUGUACUAUAGUGAAUGUUUACAACAACUGCAACAGAUCUCAUAGGGAGUUGAAGGUUCUAACUGUUGUUCAGAGGACUGCACCAUUGUUUUAUUGUUUAAGUACUUAUACAAAGCUAAGUUAGAAAUAUGACAAACGCAGUCUUGAUAUGUACUUUAUCCAUCUUGUUUUCCUUUAGGUUUUUUUUAAACAUUCUCUUUCGGUUACGUGAUUCGCAUUUAUUUUUAUUUUAUCGAUUUUUUCUUUUUUGUAUAUUUGUCGAUUUAUUUUUAUUAACGACAAAAGGCUAAUUUUACAAAAUACUUUUAUUUUGGAGCAAGAUAGAUAGAGUGUAUGUACAAGUAAGGUUUGACAACUUAGCUGUGAUUGUUUCGUGUAAAUAUCCACCACUAAGUUUUCAAGUCAUGAAUGUUAUGGAAUGUUAAUAAUCAUGAAAUUAGAUUUCUUUCUUCGACUAGGUAGAAAAGGAAAAAUUCUAAAAAAAGCAUAAAUAUGAAACUACAAAAAAAUAUGAAUAAGUAAUUAAGCAUAAGAAUUUAUUUUAGGUCGUAAGUCUUACAUUAUCGGGUAAUGUGACAAUUGUUGCAAUAUUUUGCCAACGAACUUAAAACUGGGCUGUUUUUUAUGGAGGAUAAAAUAAAGAGGUAUAAUUUUUAGCUGGGAUGGGACAGAUUAAUAUAACUGACAAAUAAGUGAAAAGUCGCCUGAAAAGAGCCUGUACUCGAGAGGGUUUCCGUGUUGCUUCUAUACUGUAAUGAAAUAAGUAUAUGAGAUCUGUUAUUGACGGACAAUGCACUGCAGAGUUAAUCACCGAAUAUAUUACACAUAGUUAUUUUUUUCCUGACAUCCUUGCAGGCUUAAAAUGAUUGGCCAUUCCUUAUUUACUGAAACACUCCUAUACCUAAAGUGAGAAUUAAAUUACUCUGGAACAGUGCAACCAUCAAGCAUGUUUUCUUUGCGUUUUUAAUAAAACAGAGACUAGCAAAUAAAAUUUACUGGAUUUUAUACUACAAACCAUUCACAACAUUUUUGUAUGUAAUGCAUAAGAAAAAACCAGCCUAUAUAAUUUUGUCUGUCCCUUUGUUAAGUCAUAACUUUUUUGCAGUUUUAGUCCCACUAUUGGCUACUGCCUAACCAUGACACAAUGUAGUUUGUUAUAAAGAAAUAAUUGAAAUCAUUAGAGCUAUAAACCGCUGAUUAGUUGCAUUAUUACCGACUUUUAGUUAAUGUGUUAUGCGUUAUCAGUUUUACUAGCCAACAAAGUAAACAUAUUUGCUGAGUAAUCUCUACAAACGCCCAAGUUUUCUGUACUUUUCUACAAUCAAUUCACAAGACGUAAUAUCGAGGGUUUACCCAGGUUAUUCCAAUUACUUAUACAUUUGGUUAAAAGUGAGUUUUUUUUUAUCAUUCGUCAUCUCGGAGAAAUUAUAGAUGUGGAGUGCCGAGCAUAAGUGUUCUCUGCCGAAGUACAUGAAGUUCGUGUUUUGUUAUUUGUGAGAUGGGUUUUUGUUUUGGUAUGCGUUUUUAAUGGUUUUAUGAGUUUGCGGUAGUGGGUAGAUGUGUGCAUUACCGACUGUAUGUGUAUACCUCACCUCCAACAAAAAGGGAAAGAAAAAAUGAAGUGUAAACAUAGCCCUAAGGCAACUCCAUUCUAUAAUUUCUCCUGAAUUUGUCACAAAUAUUUCCUUUAUUCCGGGAGUGAGUUGAGCUGCGAUUUUGAAGUCUUAAUAUAAGUGACUUCAAUUUCAAAUAACGGGGAGAUUUGAGCAAAAUCUUGAGCUUAUGUGGUAGUAAACUCUAUUCUAUUAAAGAGCCUAUUAGACUUCAUUUAAACCAGGGAUUCAGGGUAUAAAGUUGAGUACCUUGUUUUUAAAGUGCCAAUCGAUACUUAAUGACUAUGGUAAUAAAAUAAUAAUAUUAUAAUAAUAAAACUAGGCUCAAGUGAUUCUUCUUACAUUUUACUUGUCACCUUUUGACUUUAAAAUCACAGCUUACUUUGAUUUGGACUUUAGUGUGUUUUAUUGAAGAGACCUAAAUUAAAUAUAAGUGGAAGGGGCAGGUGCAUGUGUUCAAACAUAGGAAAUGUAAAGUGUAAUUCUCUGAAAAGUUGUGUGCAUAGUUUGUUGUCCGUUUUUUUGUAAUUUUAAACAUUAAUGUAAUAAUAUAGAAUAAUUUGACA